UCUAUAUAUCCAGGGAAUAUGGAUUUGUGUUGUGCAUUCUGUGAAACAACUUAAAAAAAGGAGAGAUCAUUUUAGUCCCGUUGACUGAGGGAGACACAGAAGAUUCUGAGAGUUUUGAGCUGUCAACUGAAAUUCAGACGUGAAGAUGAUGAGGAUGAACAUCCGAUGUUCAUUACUGCUGCUACUAGCUCUAUCAACAAUGAUGGUGAAGGGAUCGCCUGAUUCUUCCACAACAAUAGCCAAUCAUAAGUACAAGUCCUAUGCAGACACACUCCGACGUAACCUCCUUGCUAAUGGUCUUGCUAUCACUCCUCCCAUGGGGUGGAAUAGUUGGAAUCAUUUCAGUUGCCAAAUAGACGAGAAAAUGAUCAAAGAGACGGCUGACGCCCUGGUUUCGACUGGUCUUUAUAAACUUGGUUAUACUUAUGUUAACAUAGACGAUUGCUGGGCAGAAAUAGCUCGUGAUGAGAAGGGUAAUCUUGUGCCUAAGAACUCAACCUUUCCGUCUGGGAUUAAAGCUCUGGCAGAUUAUGUUCAUAGCAAAGGUCUUAAAUUAGGAAUUUACUCUGAUGCGGGGUAUUUCACUUGUAGCAAAACUAUGCCAGGAUCACUUGGUCAUGAAGAACAAGAUGCUAAGACUUUUGCUUUGUGGGGCAUUGAUUAUUUAAAGUAUGAUAAUUGCAAUAAUGAUGGCACAAAGCCAACUGUUAGAUACCCUGUGAUGACUCGUGCUCUGAUGAAGGCAGGCCGACCUAUAUUCUUCUCACUUUGUGAAUGGGGAGACCUGCAUCCUGCUCUUUGGGGUGCUAAGGUAGGAAAUAGCUGGAGAACCACCAAUGACAUUUCUGAUAAUUGGGAAAGUAUGAUUUCAAGAGCAGACAUGAAUGAGGUUUAUGCUGACCUUGCAAGGCCUGGCGGUUGGAAUGAUCCUGACAUGCUUGAGGUGGGUAAUGGAGGGAUGACGAAAGAUGAAUACAUAGUCCACUUUAGCAUUUGGGCGAUGUCCAAGGCACCUCUCCUUCUCGGUUGUGAUGUGAGGAAUAUGACAAAAGAGACGAUGGAUAUUGUAAUGAAUAAGGAGGUUAUUGCUGUUAACCAAGAUCGACUUGGUGUUCAAGCUAAGAAGGUUAGGAUGGAAGGUGACCUUGAGAUUUGGGCAGGGCCUCUGUCAGGCUACAGAUUAGUUGUUCUACUGCUCAACCGAGGGCCAUGGCGCAAUUCUAUUACUGCCAACUGGGAUGACAUUGGACUUGCCCCCAACAGUGUUGUUGAAGCAAGAGAUUUGUGGGAGCACAAGACAUUAAAGAAUCAUUUUGUGGAGAACCUGACAGCAACUGUGGAUUCACAUGCUUGCAAGAUGUAUAUCUUGAAGCCUAUUUCUUAAAGAGCCAAAGCAGUAAUGCCAUGGGCAUUUCGAGAAAUUGACAUUGAUUCUUGGAUGAAAAAGAUCCAAAUAACUGGCAUAAGUCCAAGUGAUAUUCUUUGGUAUUUUUAUUUUUCUGAAAGGAUUUGUUAGCAUCACCUAGGAAUUAUACUUUGAUGGUGAACUAAUGUUUUGUUGGUCUGAUAUGAAAACGGUAAGGUUCCAUAUUAA
This is a messenger RNA of Ricinus communis (castor bean), 1594 nucleotides long. Its product is annotated as alpha-galactosidase 1. The record is from RefSeq and is a predicted model, not a curated record. Gene Ontology annotation, biological process: carbohydrate metabolic process. NCBI's taxonomy places the organism in Eukaryota, Viridiplantae, Streptophyta, Magnoliopsida, Malpighiales, Euphorbiaceae. The transcript is spliced from 16 exons. Gene Ontology annotation, molecular function: hydrolase activity, hydrolyzing O-glycosyl compounds. Bases 146 to 1384 code for a protein of 412 amino acids.